Messenger RNA from Contarinia nasturtii (swede midge), 1300 nucleotides. Its product is annotated as serine protease persephone-like. Gene Ontology annotation, biological process: proteolysis. NCBI's taxonomy places the organism in Eukaryota, Metazoa, Arthropoda, Insecta, Diptera, Cecidomyiidae. Gene Ontology annotation, molecular function: protein binding; serine-type endopeptidase activity. The coding region runs from base 133 to 1299 and encodes 388 amino acids. The transcript is spliced from 12 exons. The record is from RefSeq and is a predicted model, not a curated record.
UUGAAAAAUAAGUACGGACGUGCCCCUAUUUUUGAUGCAACUAUCAAUGACCACUAUGAUGUUGUUAAAAUACUGAUCGACCAUGGUGCUGAGAUAAAUAUAAGAAAAUUUGACGGAUGGACACCAUUAAAUAUGGCCGCAAAAAAAGGUUAUCUGCAAAUGGUUGAACUCUUCCUUAAGAAGGGCGCAUCUGUUAAUAUCCAGACCUAUAGCGGUGAAACACCGUUAUACCUCGCUGCAAUGGCAGGUCACAAAGAUGUCGUUCAAUUAUUAAUCCAACGCGGUGCUAAUGUCAAUUUGAAAGAAGACGAUGGUGGAUGGUCACCACUGCAUAGAGCGGUUGAGAAUGAUUUUGAGGAGAUUGUGGAAAUUUUGGUAGCAAACAAAGCCGAUGCUUAUUCUCAAAAUAAAUACAACGCCACACCUUGGAGUAUUGCUCAUAACAAAGGAAAUAAAAAAAUCAUUGAAUUACUUAAAAAAGCACCUCGCAUUUCAGAAAUAGUCUGUCGAUCGUUCGGCGAAAUUGCAACACCACGUAUUUUUGGGGGUGAAGGGACGGAAGAUGGUGAAUUCCCCGCAAUGGCUGCUCUUGGCUAUUUCGAUAGACAAGUACUAGUUUAUAAAUGUGGCGGUUCCAUUAUUUCGGACCAAUUCGUACUCACUGCAGCACAUUGUAUAUACCCUAGUAAACCUAGGGUUGUUCGACUGGGAAAGGCUAAAAUAUUCGAUGACAUUAAUGACCCAACUACUGCAGUCAUACGUAAUAUAAAGACGAUCAUCAUUCAUCCCGGUUAUAAUCUCACAACCAAGUGGAAUGACAUUGCUUUGAUUCGAGUUUUCGAUAAAAUUCCAUUUAACGAUUUUGUGUGGCCAGCGUGUUUACAUACAAAUUUUGGAGAUGUACCAUCAAGUCAGAAUCUCACUGUUACCGGUUGGGGAAUUAGCGAUCCGAAAAGAUACACAACGAUGUCAAAAUUAUUGCGUAAAGCAAAUUUGAAAUCAAUGCCACUAGAGGAAUGCAGAACAAGAUUGAUGUUGAAUCAUUGGCAAGAUGCAGCUCUUCAAAGUGGUUUUAUUGAAGGGCAGUAUUGUGCUUAUGGUGCUGGAGUUACCGAUGCUUGUAGAGGGGAUAGCGGCGGCCCGUUGCAAUAUCUCAAGACCAGCACAAGCGUAAUAGUUGGUAUUGUAUCCGUUGGUGACUACUGUGGGUUGGAUUCACCGGGCAUAUACACUAGAGUCGCAUCCUAUUUAGACUGGAUUGAAUCGUACGUGUGGAGUAAUUUAUACAAACCAAAUUAAU